Messenger RNA from Pediculus humanus corporis (human body louse), 8544 nucleotides. RefSeq names its product novex-3, putative. Gene Ontology annotation, molecular function: cell-cell adhesion mediator activity. Gene Ontology annotation, cellular component: plasma membrane; axon. The record is from RefSeq and is a predicted model, not a curated record. Gene Ontology annotation, biological process: dendrite self-avoidance; homophilic cell-cell adhesion; axon guidance. NCBI's taxonomy places the organism in Eukaryota, Metazoa, Arthropoda, Insecta, Psocodea, Pediculidae. Bases 1 to 8544 code for a protein of 2847 amino acids. The transcript has 14 exons.
AUGCCCAUAAAUAAAUUUAACACGUGUUUUAAAUUAUUAUUAUUAUCGGAAUCUACGAAUUAUACAUCUCAAGAUGUUGUUACCGAUGAUUACGGUGAUGGAAAAUUUCCUUCUUCUUUAAAUAAAUAUCCAAGUCCUUAUAAACCAGGCGCCCCUCAACAAUCGCCGCGUAAUUUGAAACCUAACGAUAUCGGUCAGAAACCAGUUGAUGAAUCUGAAAAAUCGGUACCCAAAGAUGAUUCCGUUCCUUGGCGUUCGAGAGAUAAAUCACCACGUUCGGGUUUUCCACGUCGUAAUUUACCUCUUGAAGAUAAUUUGAAAAAGGAUUUCGAAUCGAAACCUAAACCCUGGACCGAGGAAACGAUUACUUUGAAAAAGACAAAUAUUGAAAAAAGAGAAAUAGAAAAAGAAAAAUUGGAAACGGUGGAUUUAAAACCUUUUGACAAAAAACAAAAAUUGGAAACGACAAAAAGUGAUGAAACGACGACGCAAAAAUUAACAUCGAAAACUAAAUUUGACGAAACGGAAGAUCGAAUCAUAAAAAAAUAUGACGUGACCGAGGAAGAAGAAGAAGAAGAAGAAAUUGGAGAAAAAACAAAACCGAAAGGAAUUCCUUGGAAACGAGGACUUAAAAAAUUAAAAGAAUCAAAACUCGAACAGAUAAAAGAUACGACGAAAAUUAGAGACAGGAGUUUGGAUUCGUUACAAAAAGCUACGGAUGACAAUAAGAGAAAGCCGAAGCUAACAGGAAAAUAUCAAACGGAUGAAACUGUGGAAAGACCGUUUGGCGGAAGGCGAACUAGUUUGCACGAUCAUAUCGAAGAGGAAGAGAAAAAGCAAAUGAAGCAAGUUCCUUGGACAAAGCAAAUGCCGACUCUUAAACGUACCGCGCCGCAAGUAAAAGAAAUACCAAAAGAAACACUUGAGGAAGUCACACUAAAACCUACAGUUUUAGAAAAAAAAUUGCCCACGAAAGAAAAACUUCCCGACGUCGACUUGAAACCGGUUGAAAAACAAGAUAAGAAUAAAUUAAAAGAAGAAAUUAAAACGAAAAUGGAAAGCGAUAUUAAAAAAAUAUUAACUGAUAAAGAAAAAAAAUUAAAAUCGAUUAUAAAAGAAAAAUCUGUGGAUUCUGAUAACGAAGAUAAUAAACGAAAAAGGGUUGAUUUCUUAAAAGAAGUUGAAGAGGUUUUAAUAUCGCCAUUGAAUGAUGAUGUACCUAAAAAUGAAAAAUACAUCAUGACGGAAGACUCGGAAAUAUUAAAAACAAAAACUGAUGAAACAAUCGAUCAAACCUUACAUCCCUUCAACAAAAAAAUAAUACGGCAAAAAACACCCAUAAAAAAAUCUAUUGAAGAAGAUGAAAGUUAUUGGCGUAAAGAAAAAAAUAAAAUAAAAGAUGUGGAAGAAAAUGAAGGAAUACAUUUGAAAAUCAAACAAGAUGAAUAUGAUACAGAACCAACAGACGAAAAAGAAGAUACUGAAGAAGAACGAAAGGAUGAAAAAACACUUCCGUGGAAACGUGGUAAAAAACCAUCCGAAUUAAAACCUCAAAAAGCAGAAGAAAGUUCAGUAGAAUCCGAAAAACCACAUCAAGUUACUUUGAAACCGGUGAAGCGACCACAACCGAAAGAACACGUACCCGAACAAAUCGAAAAAGUAGAAUUGAAACCAGUUGUGAAAGUCAAACAUGAAGAUAAACCUGAAGAAAUGGAAAAAGUUGAAUUGAAACCUGUCGAAAGAGACGAACCGGAGGAAGAUAAAGCACCUGACGAUAAACGAAAACCCAAACAAAAGCGAAAGAAACCUGGAUUAAAAGAUAUAGAGUCACCGGAUGAAGUAGAACUAGAAAAGUAUGAGCCAUUCGAAAAAGACGAUAAAGUUCCGGAACCAAAAGAAGAAACGAAAUUACCUUGGCAACGUGGCAAGAAGCCCGAAAAACCUGUAAACGUCGUCCGAAACCAGGAAGAAAAAGAAACAGUACAAUUAAAACCCUUCAAAAAAGAUAAACCCGAAGACACCAAGAAAGAUGAUGAUUCGAAACCAAUUAAAUUUACUCCAAAACCAUUAGAUGAAGGCGACAACGUAGAUCUCUUGCCUUAUGAUCGAAAAGAACCAGAAGGCGAAAAACAAGACGAGAAACCCUUACCCUGGCGACGUGGUAAAAAGCCGCGCGAACCAUCUGAAGAUAAACCAGAAGAAAUAUCUAAAGAACCGGAAAAGCCUCAUCAGGUAACAUUGAAACCAGUCAAACGACCACAACCCAAAGAACACGUACCCGAACAAAUCGAAAAAGUAGAAUUGAAACCGGUUGUGAAAGUCAAACAUGAAGAUAAGCCAGAAGAAAUGGAAAAAGUUGAAUUGAAACCCGUUGAAAGAGACGAACCGGAGGAAGAUAAAACACCUGACGAUAAACGAAAACCGAAACAAAAGCGAAAGAAGCCUGGACUCAAGGAUAUUGAGUCACCCGAUGACGUAGAACUAGAAAAGUAUGAACCGUUCGAAAAAGACGAUAAAGUUCCGGAACCAAAAGAGGAAACGAAAUUACCUUGGCAACGUGGCAAGAAGCCAGAUAAACCUGUUGAAGAAGAUAAGAAACCGGAAUGGACUAUAACGAGGAAACCGAAACCAGAAAAACCGGAAGAAGAUGUUGAAUUCAUGAAAGGUAAACGUCGUCCGAAACCAGAGGAAGAAAAAGAAACAGUACAAUUAAAACCCUUCAAAAAAGAUAAACCCGAAGACACAAAGAAAGACGAUGAUUCGAAACCAAUUAAAUUUACUCCAAAACCAUUAGAUGAAGGCGACAACGUAGAUCUCUUGCCUUAUGAUCGGAAGGAACCAGAAGGCGAAAAACAAGACGAGAAAACCUUACCCUGGCGACGUGGUAAAAAGCCGCGCGAACCAUCUGAAGAUAAACCAGAAGAAAUAUCAAAAGAACCGGAAAAGCCUCAUCAGGUAACAUUAAAACCGGUCAAGCGACCUCAACCUAAACAACACGUCCCAGAACAAAUCGAAAAAGUGGAAUUGAAACCGGUUGUGAAAGAUAAACCAGAAGAAAUGGAAAAAGUUGAAUUGAAACCGGUCGAAAGAGAAGAACCGGAGGAAGAUAAAACACCUGACGAUAAACGAAAACCGAAACAAAAGCGAAAGAGGCCUGGACUCAAGGAUAUUGAGUCACCCGAUGACGUAGAACUAGAAAAGUAUGAACCGUUCGAAAAAGACGAUAAAGCUCCGGAACCAAAAGAAGACGUGAAAGUGCCCUGGCAACGUGGCAAGAAGCCAGAUAAACCUGUUGAAGAAGACAAGAAACCGGAAUGGACUAUAACGAGGAAACCGAAAACAGAAAAACCGGAAGAAGAUGUUGAAUUUAUGAAGGGAAAACGUCGUCCGAAACCGGAAGAAGAAAAAGAAACAGUACAAUUAAAACCCUUCAAAAAAGAUAAACCCGAAGACACCAAGAAAGAUGAUGAUUCGAAACCAAUUAAAUUUACUCCAAAACCAUUAGAUGAAGGCGACAACGUAGAUCUCUUGCCUUAUGAUCGAAAAGAACCAGAAGGCGAAAAACAAGACGAGAAAACCUUACCCUGGCGACGUGGUAAAAAGCCGCGCGAACCAUCUGAAGAUAAACCAGAAGAAAUAUCAAAAGAACCGGAAAAGCCUCAUCAGGUAACAUUGAAACCAGUCAAACGACCACAACCGAAAGAACACGUACCCGAACAAAUCGAAAAAGUAGAAUUGAAACCAGUUGUGAAAGUCAAACAUGAAGAUAAACCUGAAGAAAUGGAAAAAGUUGAAUUGAAACCUGUCGAAAGAGACGAACCGGAGGAAGAUAAAACACCUGAUGAUAAACGAAAACCGAAACAAAAGCGAAAGAAACCAGAAUUAAAGGAUAUUGAGUCACCCGAUGACGUAGAACUAGAAAAGUAUGAGCCAUUCGAAAAAGACGAUAAAGUUCCGGAACCAAAAGAAGAAACGAAAUUACCUUGGCAACGUGGCAAGAAGCCAGAUAAACCUGUUGAAGAAGAUAAGAAACCGGAAUGGACUAUAACGAGGAAACCGAAACCAGAAAAACCGGAAGAAGAUGUUGAAUUCAUGAAAGGUAAACGUCGUCCGAAACCAGAGGAAGAAAAAGAAACAGUACAAUUAAAACCCUUCAAAAAAGAUAAACCCGAAGACACAAAGAAAGACGAUGAUUCGAAACCAAUUAAAUUUACUCCAAAACCAUUAGAUGAAGGCGACAACGUAGAUCUCUUGCCUUAUGAUCGGAAGGAACCAGAAGGCGAAAAACAAGACGAGAAAACCUUACCCUGGCGACGUGGUAAAAAGCCGCGCGAACCAUCUGAAGAUAAACCAGAAGAAAUAUCAAAAGAACCGGAAAAGCCUCAUCAGGUAACAUUGAAACCAGUCAAACGACCACAACCGAAAGAACACGUACCCGAACAAAUCGAAAAAGUAGAAUUGAAACCGGUUGUGAAAGUCAAACAUGAAGAUAAGCCAGAAGAAAUGGAAAAAGUUGAAUUGAAACCCGUUGAAAGAGACGAACCGGAGGAAGAUAAAACACCUGACGAUAAACGAAAACCUAAACAAAAGCGAAAGAAACCAGAAUUAAAGGAUAUAGAGUCACCCGAUGACGUAGAAUUAGAAAAGUAUGAGCCAUUCGAAAAAGAUGAUAAAGUUCCGGAACCAAAAGAAGAGGUGAAAGUGCCCUGGCAACGUGGCAAGAAGCCCGAAAAACCUACAGAAGAAGAUAAGAAACCGGAAUGGACUAUAACGAGGAAACCGAAAACAGAAAAACCGGAAGAAGAUGUUGAAUUUAUGAAGGGAAAACGUCGUCCGAAACCGGAGGAGGAAAAAGAAACAGUACAAUUAAAACCCUUCAAAAAAGAUAAACCCGAAGACACCAAGAAAGAUGAUGAUUCGAAACCGAUUAAAUUUAGGCCUAAACCUUCGGAUGAACAACCUGAACAGGUUGUGUUGAAAUCGAUAAAGAGGCCUCAACCAAAGGAAGUCGCUCCUGAGGAAGUCGAAAAAGUUGAAUUGAAACCAGUGAAGAAAAUCAAGCCGGAUGAAAAACCAAAAUCCGAUGAGAUCAUCAAGUCCUUCGUUCAAGACGUUGCGGAUGAGGAGAAGAUGGAAUCCGAAUCGAUUGUCGUGGAACAAACGAAAAAAGUUAUCAAAAAGAUUUUAAAGAAACCUAAAGGGGAAUUACCGACUCCGCCGAGGUUUAUCGAAAGGUUACAACCCGUUGUAGUGAAUCCUGGUAAACCUGCCGUUUUCGUUUGUAAAGUUGAGGGGCAACCUUUUCCAAACCUUUCUUGGUAUCAUAGUGAGGUUGAACUUUUCCCUUCGGAAAAUUAUGUCAUGACUUUGGUUGAUGAUACUGCUACUCUUGAAAUAAUAAGACCUGAACCUCAACACGUUGGAAUGUAUUCUUGUAGAGCCUCGAAUCCAGCGGGUGUAGCAACAUCAACUGCUAAUUUUAUUAUUUUAGAAAAACAAGAAAGUGGCAUCGCUCCCCAUUUCACCGAGCCGCUUAAACCCAAAGCUACGGAUGAAGACAAACCUGUCACGCUCACGUUUACCGUCGAAGGAAAACCUAUGCCUGAAGUUAAAUGGUUUAUCGACGAACGUGAGAUAAUCGAAGACGAAAGAAGAGAAAUUAAAUACGAUAAGAAAACGGGUAAAGGAUUCAUGAAAAUACACAAAGCGAAACUCGAAGAUGAAGUUAUUUACAGGUGCCAAGCUGUAAACAAAUUCGGAAAAGCCGAAUGCAGGUCUAACAUAAUAGUUAACAAGCGCACGAAAGAAAAGAAGGCACCCAAAAUGAAACCGCCGAAAAUAACGAAACCUUUGGAAGCUACUUUUGUUACGGUCGGAGACGAGACGAUUCUCGACGUUGAAUUCGACGGAACGCCGAAACCACAAAUCAAAUGGUUUAAAAACAACGUGGAAAUAACGGAAAAAGAAAAAAUAAUCAUUGAAGAAAAUAAAACGAUACAUAAAAUAAGAAAAGUUAAAAAACAAGAUGGCGGAAAAUACGAAGUUAAAGCUGUUAAUCCGGUCGGAGAAGCUAAAACUUCGGCAACUCUUAGAGUUACCGAUAGGAAAACAUCCGAAGAAAAAGAAGUCAAACCACCGAGAUUUAUAAAAGCUUUGAAACCCCAAUACGUUGCCGAAGGUGAAGUCGUCAUUUUAGAAGCCACCGUCGAAUCUUAUCCAACGUGUUCAUUCCAGUGGUACCAACGAUCGACUCCAAUUAAAUCAUCUCCGGAAUAUCGAAUCGUCGAAGAACCCAAUCGUAGCGUUUUGAUAAUAAAACAAUCGAAACCGGAAGACGUAGGUGACUACACGUGUCGAGCGGAAAAUGUCGUCGGUUCCGUCACGAGUACGGCAACACUUUCCAUCGUCGAAGAAAUCGAAUGGGAAGAAGUAACCGAAUUUAAAUCACCUUAUUUCGUCGAACCCAUAACGAGUCAACGUGUCAUGGACGGUGAAAAAGUAUUAUUCACCUGUCAGGUAGAGGGUAAACCGAUACCUCACGUUGAAUGGUACCACAACAACACUCCGAUUCACGAAUCCAAGGAAACGACAAUUUUCCAAGACACGGAAGGUGUUUGUUAUUUGGCCAUGAAUGAAGUUUUUCCCGAAGAUGCUGGAGAAUACACUUGCACGGCUGUUAAUAAAUUAGGUGAAGCGGUUUGUUCGGCAUCGCUGGUUGUCGAAGCUUACGAAUACGUACCUGAUUCUGAAAUCGCUUCUGUUUUGGUAACCAUGCAAAGUGGAUCAGAAGAAGAUUUACUCGAGGAAAAAGUUAGUAAUAGACUUCAUAAAUUACUCGAAGAAAUUUUCGAAGAAAACAGUCCUCAGUUCAUUGAGGAAUUAGAUGAAAAAAUAAUUCUUCAAGUCGGAGAACAAAAAAGGCUCAAAGUUAAAGUGAACGGUAAGCCCAAACCUAAAAUAUCUUGGCUCAAAGACGGCGUGCAAAUAGAACCGUCGCCGGAAUUCAUCGUGGAAGAAUACGAAGAUGGAACUUCGAUACUCACGAUAACGGAAGUGUAUCCAGACGAUAUCGGAGAGGUAACGGUUGUCGCCGAGAAUCCACUUGGCGUCGCCACUAUAUCAACAGUCCUGGAAGUAGAAGAUGAACUAGACGAAAUGAAAAAGCCGAAACAAAGAGUUGCGAAAAAAGUUGAAGAACGAAAAGUUUUACACAAAGCCAAACAAACAGCGCCGAAAUUCAUCGAAAACAUUGUAAACAAAGAAACCGUUGAGGGAGAAAAAGUUGAAUUCGUUUGCACGUACGAGGGAACUCCGACUCCCGACAUAAAAUGGUACAAAAACGAUAAACUACUGACAAACACGAAAGACGUUAAAAUAGAUUACAAUAAGCAGAAGACGACUUGCGUCAUAGAAGAAGUUAAAAAAGAUGACGAAGGUACUUACAUUUGCAAAGCGACGAGCGACAAAGGUUUGGCCGUGACCAAAGCUAAACUCACCGUCAAAGAUGACGAAGAAGAAAUCGAAGAAGAAACGAUCAUAACAAAAACGAUUAAAAAAAUGAAAAAACCAAAAAAAGCGGAAGAAAAAGAAGACAAACCGGAAGAAGAAACGACGGAAGAAUUCGUUGAAAAAUUAAAACCCGUCAAAGCGAAACCGAGAUUUGACGUUGCCGAACCUUUGGAAACUUCGGCCGUUGCGUCGAUGAAAAAAAUGGAUAAAAAAGAAGAAGAGGUGAAAGAAGAAAAAGCGGAAAAAGUUUUACCCGUUCGUGAACCCGUCACGAUUUCCGAAACUCAACCGGUCGAAGAAGUCAAAGACGUGACUCGAAAGAGUAAAACACCUAAAAAAGCCAAAGAAUUGACGGAAGAAGAAAAAACGAGGGAAAAAGUCACGACGACGAAAACUCUAACGCGAAUACUGAGAGAAGCGACGGAAUCGACGGAAGUCGAAGAUGUUUUACAAACCGUAAAAGCGAAAGAAUUCGGUCCGGGUGAAAAACCACUUAAAGAAUUGGCACAAAUCGGUUUCAUGGUUAAAAAAGGAGUGUCCGUAAGCGAAAUACAAGAACUUUACAAUUUGGAAAAAUUUCCAGAGUUGAGAAAACCCGAAUCCCAAUCCGCGCUGGUACAAGUCGUCGAAAGAAAAGGUCACAGUCCGAUAAUAACGGAAGUUUUAACGCAGGAAACGGCGAUCGACGAAACGACCGCAUCCACGAUCGGUUUCAAAGCUUUCAUGAGAAUGAUCGAAUUGAAUUAUGCGACGGUCGAAGAAGUUUUAACGAAUUUGGCUCCGGAAGAUUUCAAACCUGAAUCGUGGACUUUCACGAGAGCCAUACAAACGACGACAUCUAACGAAGUUCGAGAAACAGCGGAAUUGAUAAGGAGAGAAAUUCAAGGUACACGGCUCGUUGAUAAUACGAUUGAUUGGCUUCCGGAUCGCUUUACAAAAAUUACCGUGUUUCAUUUCACAAUGCUUUUGCUGUAUUUUUUUGUGUCGCAAGUUUGCGUUCGAACUAAACCGACAACAACCUUUGAUACCAUUUAA